UGGGUUGACCUGGCCGCGCACGCCAACCGUACAGCGGCAUACUUUGACAUCGGCUGCGCUCCAGCCACGAUAUCGUAUUACUGAAACUGGUUCAACUUGCAAUCUUAAAAAGCCUGGUCUAACUGUCGCCCGUGUCACUCCUUUUCCCGCGCGACGAUGGGGCAAGCGCAUGAUGUCGACCCCCUCGCUGCCGCCAUUGCACCGCCGCCCGACGAGACACCGGCCGCCCGCGAGGCGCGAUUGCAAGCAGAGGCAGAGGCUAAAAGAAUCAGCGAGAGCAUCGACGAGCAGCUGAAGACGGAGAAGGCAGCGUUGAAGAAGAAGAAGCCGAUCAAGGUGCUGUUGCUAGGCCAGAGCGAGAGCGGCAAGUCGACAACCCUCAAAAACUUCCAGCUGACAUACUCGCCAAAGGCAUGGGCUGAAGAGCGCGAAUCAUGGCGAACGGUCAUCCAGCUCAAUCUCGUGCGCAACAUGAACACCAUCCUCGAUCUUCUCGCGGAGGAAAUGACCGCCGCUACACAACUCCAUGUAUCUAGUGCUUCCGACUCGAGCGACGAUGAGGAGGCGCCGAUCGCACCGCCAUCGCGCUCGGACGGCCCGCUGAGGUUCACCGAUCAGCAUGCGUUGCUCAAGCUGCGUCUUGCACCCUUGCACGGUCUCCAGAAGGACCUCGAGGCCCGCCUGGGCAUCGCUUCGCAUGAAGAGAAGGAGAACAUCGCUGCCGAUGGCUAUUACCUCGGGAGAUGGGGUAUCCACGUAUCGCGUCCGCAGGAGGCAUUCAUCCGCUCGCAUCAUGCAUGGAAGAGCCAGGUAAUGGCGCCGCUGACCGGGUCAUCACAGCGGUACAGAGAGAUGAAGGCGCGAGAGGCGACGGAGAUUAUCGCGGGAUGUGCGGAAGACAUGCGAGCUAUCUGGGAGGAUAGUAUUAUCCAGCAGAUGUUGCGAAAGAGGAAGCUCAGGAUGGAGGCCACGUCCGGUUUCUUUCUUAACGAUGUGGAGCGCAUCGCUGCCAGAGACUACGAGCCUUCUGAUGAUGACGUCGUGCGCGCGAGGUUGCGGACAUUGGGCGUGCAGGAGUACAAGAUCAAAUUCGAGAAAGGCCCUGCUGCAGGCUCCGAAUGGUGUCUCUAUGACGUUGGAGGGUCCAGAACACAGCGUGCCGCAUGGUUUCCUUAUUUCGACGACUGCGAUGCAAUCAUCUUCCUCGCGCCUGUCAACUGCUUUGAUGAGCGACUCGCGGAAGAUCGCAAGGUCAAUCGCCUAGAAGAUAGCUACCUCUGGUGGAAGCUCGUGUGUUCUUCGAAGCUGCUCGCGCGGACCGAGAUCAUCCUUUUCUUGAACAAGUGCGACUUGCUGGACCAGAAGCUGCAAAGCGGCGUGCUCGUCAAGGAACAUGUGCGCAGCUUCGGUGAUAGGCCCAAUGACGUUGAUACAGUCAGUAAAUACUUCGCCUUGCAUUUCAAGGACAUCAUGAAACGCAAUUCUCUCCAAACCCGUCAAUUCCGGGUUUAUUACACUUCCGUAAUUGAUACCAAAGCUACCGCUGUAACUCUGAGCAUUGUCGAAGAGGCAAUCCUUCGUGCCCAUCUUGUAGCAGCGGAUCUAGCUUAACUUAUCCGUCUAUCUGUACCUCGCCCGUUGCUCUGUGCUGUUUGCCAUCUGUGUUGUCCGUGUCUUAUCUGGAGGAUUAUCUAUGCUUGUCGAAUGUAUCUGGUGCUCUAGAAUGUACAUGUAGUCCUCGCAAUCCGUAAUAAGACUGUUGCCCUA
This is a messenger RNA of Laetiporus sulphureus 93-53, 1767 nucleotides long. Its product is annotated as G-protein alpha subunit. Gene Ontology annotation, cellular component: heterotrimeric G-protein complex. Bases 157 to 1611 code for a protein of 484 amino acids. NCBI's taxonomy places the organism in Eukaryota, Fungi, Basidiomycota, Agaricomycetes, Polyporales, Laetiporaceae. The record is from RefSeq and is a predicted model, not a curated record. The transcript is spliced from 10 exons. Gene Ontology annotation, biological process: adenylate cyclase-modulating G protein-coupled receptor signaling pathway. Gene Ontology annotation, molecular function: GTPase activity; G-protein beta/gamma-subunit complex binding; guanyl nucleotide binding.